GCUGAAUCAGUAACGUAUGGUUAUUGACGCACACGUUCUAUUGUAGUGUUGGCUUUUGUUCAAGUUUCCAUGUUGUGACCGCGAGAACCUAACUGCAGAAGCCUGUGACCUGUUGACUCGUGCUUCCGCACAUAUUGAGACCAACAAGCCUAUAUCAUAAUACAGGAGCUUGGGAACUUUUUUAGUUGAUUUGACUACGCAUGUCAACACGCCGCACUUUCACUUUCAGACUCUCGUUCCCGGUUUUGAACUUGGCAUUCGGAGGGUAUACUAUACUUCGGAAUUUGUAUGUAACCAUGUCCAAGAAGCGCCACUGCUCAACAACUUGGCGCGCUUGACUUCACGCCAGGCAUGACUGCGUCAUCGCCAAGCAGGCAUAAGCAUGGAGGACGCCGCGCCCUAUUGGCGCAGAGUGGGCACUCCAUCCUGCAGCUCGGUGGGCCCGGUGACCUCGCGACGGGCAGCCCCCAGCUGUCCUCGGCACAAACCAGCCCGCAACCCCAGUAUGGCCCCAGGGCCGGAGCCGGAGCCAGCGUACACGGCGGAGCCGGGGGUGCUGGAGCAGGAGGAGGAGGAGGAGCGGGAGGGGGCGGGGGCGAGGGCAGCGGCGUGGGGGCUACGGCGCUGAGCACGUGCGUGUCGGGGGCGGCCUCGGGUACCUCCAGGUCGGAGGACCGGCGCGGGUGGCACCUGAAGCGCUCCUUGCACCGCAGCAACAAGUCCCUCAAGGGCCUCAUAGCGGCGGAGGCCGCCGCCGCCGCCGCCCGCGCCGCCCUCACCGCCGCCAUCGGCGCCGUCACCAGCCGCAACAGCAGCGCAGCCAACAGCCCGCUCCCGGGCGUCCACGGCGGUGCCGCCAGCACCUUCACCAGCCCCAUCCGCCGCCAGGACCUCAGGCUCCUCUCCAGCAUCAGCCUCACCGCUAGCACAGUGCCGCAGUCCAACGCCGCCUCCGUCGCCACCACCACCUUCGGCGGCUGCCUGGGGCCCUUCGACGACAGUGCUGACGUCGACGGCGACACGCCGGGGCCGGAUGACGGCCGCAGCUCGGCUGGCACGGACGCUGACGGCGGCGUGCGGCUGCGGCAGGCCCGAUGGAGCCUCGAGCUCGGGGGCCCGCCGCCGGCCCGACCCAAGGGCCGAGCAGGGGCUGCUGGGCACGUGUGCGGUGCGAGCUUGGAUGUCAACGUGGGUGCUGAUGAUGACGAUGACGGUAUUGACCUGGAUGACGAGGAGCGGGACACGUUUGGCAGUAGCAGCAAUUGCCCGUCGGCUGCGGCAGAGGGCGCCAUGCGGCGCACCGCCAACCUGGAUCGCUACAGCUCCGGUCGCACGCAGUCCACGUCUGUCAGCGGCUACAGCAAGCUGCUGAGCAGCCGCGUCAGCUCGGCAGGGCUGUCGCUGGGUCACACGCACUCGGUGGCCACGUCAGCCGGCGGCGUGUCGCUGGCGGCAACGUCGGGAUCCGUGAUGACGCUGGAUUCAGGGUACAGCGGCGGCAGUGGCGGCGGCGGCGGGCGCUACACGCUCCCUGGCGGCGCGCCGCCGCUGCGGCGCGGCGGGCUGAAGAAGGUGAGCACCAUUGGCAGCGGCACGGCGGCGGCGGCGCGGCGGCGCAGCCGCCGGGCCUCCGUCGACGCCGCGGCCGGCGCGAUGCUUAUGACUAGCCGCGCCGGCUCUGUCAUCUCACAAUGGCAGUCCGGCAAAGGAACCAGCAGCGGCGGCGGCGAUGGCGAUGGCGAUGGCGGCGGCAGUCAGACACUGCGCGUGCAGCGCAGUGUGCGCAUCGUGGAGCCGCGCGACAUCGAGGCGGCUGUAGCAGCUGCGGCGGCGGCGGCUGUAGCCGCGGCUGGCGUGGCCACGACGCCCGGCGGCGGGCCGCUGGUGCCCGUGUCAGCGUGGGCCGGCCCGCCGUCCGUCGGGGUGCGCUCCGCGCGGCCAUCAGAGAACGGCGCUGGCGGCGGGGAUGGCUUUGCGGCGGGCUUUGCGGCGGGCUGGGCGGCCUUUGCGGCGUCGCAGCAGGGGGCCGCCGCAUCGCGGCCCAUGACUGCCGCGUCGCGUCGGCGGCACUCCGGCGAGUCGGGGGAAGGAGCCGCAGGGGCGGCAGGGGCCAGGAGUGGGCAGGAGGAGGAGGGGGAGGGGCUGCGGGAGCUGCAGUUUGCGGGGAGUACGGCAAAGGCACGGUCCGCGGCACGCGUGGCGGCGCUCGUGGCGGCGGAUGACGUGCAGUACGAGUCGGCCGCCGGCGGCGGCGGUGCCGGCGGCAGCUCGGGCGGCAAAACAGUUGGCGGCGCCCGCCGUAUUCUGGCGCGGUUGGGGAAGUACCGCAUCAUUGGCUUUGGCGGUGGCGGCGGCGGUGGCGGCGACAGGUUGAGGCUGCGAGGCAUGCACCACAGCAUCGCCCCCGUCAAUGACGAUGACGAGUACAUGCAUCAGAACGCUGGCGGCGCCGCCAGCCGCAGCCAGUUUGGCGCCAACAAGAUGACGCCAGCGGCAGCGGCCGCAACGACCAAGGCGGCGGUGGCGGCGGCGGCGGUGCGCCGCAGCAGCACCACCGGCGCCGCGCCAGCGGCGCCCGGCACAAAGUCCGGUGGCGGCGGAGGCGGAGGCGGCGCUGCAGCAAGCGGCGGCGGUGGCGGCGGCGCGUUCAAGGCGGCGUGGCGGGCGCUGACGGACUUGGCGGCCAAGGCGGUGUCGUCGCUGUCGGGCAGCGGCGGCAGCCCACGGGCCAGCCGCGCCGGCAGCGGCGGCGGCGCCGCCGCCGCCGCCUGCGACGAGGAGGAGCCGGCGCCGCCCACCCGCUCGCGCGACAGCCACGCGCUGCACCGCCGGCGCAUGGGCAUUGACACCGCGCCCCGCGGCCGCGGCGGCGUUGGCGGCGGCCGCCGCAAGGUGCAUCCCCUUGGCGGCGGCGGAGGUGGCGGCGCCGCCGCCGCUGGCGGCAUCACCAGCCCACUACCUGCUGGUGGCGGCGGCGGUGGCGGCGGCGGCAUGGGCCUAUCGGCGGGCGCGGUGGCGGCCAUGGCGGCGGGCACCAUGCGUCAGAGCAGCGUCAUUCGCCUGGGGGCACUGGCGGCGCCGCCGCCGCAGCUGCCGGCGGCGGCCCUGGCUGGCGGCAGCACCGGUGCAGGGGACGACAACGACGACAACGACGACGACGAAUGGGAGGAGCAGGAGGACUGGGAGUCGGACUGGGCGUCGCGCGGCGUGCUGUCGAAUGCAGCGCUGCUCUCCGUGGCGGCGUCGGCGCCUUCCUCCAGCAGCCACCCGCUCACUGCGCGAGCGGGCGGCGGCGCCGCCGCCUCCGGUGCGGCCAGCAGCCAGGAGCAGGGGCAGGAGCAGGGGCAGCAGGAGCGGCCGUGGCACGCAAAGACGCCCAGCCGUGGUCUGAUCAAGGUGAAGAGCGCGCUGAGCAGCGCGCAGCGCACCGGCAGCAGCGGCGGAAGCAGCAGCCACAGUGGCGGGCGGCGGCUGCACCAUAUGACCACCGCAUCCCGCCGCGUGCGCAUCCUGUGCCCCUCGCCCACGCCGCCCUCGCACACCGCCCUGGCGGCGGCGGCGGCAGCGCGGCGGUCCGGUACUGGCGCCGGCGGCCCCGAUGCUCUGACGUCGCCUGGCGGCGAUGGCUGCGGCGAUGGGUGCUCUGACGUGUCGCCGUUUCUGGCGGCAGGCGCCGGUGGCGGCAGCGGCGGUAGUGCUGCUAAUGGCGGGCGCCGCCGCAGCAGCGCCGUGACCCUGAGUGCCGUCAGCGUCACGGAGCGCGCGUCGGCGGCGGCGUCGCCGCUGCCGGCAGCGCCCGCGCCGGCAGUUGUGGCAGGGCGAGGCCGGACGGCGCUGGUCGCGGCGUCCGCGGCGGCUGCCGGCAGUAAUGGCGCUAGUGGCGGCAGUGGCGGUGGCGCUGGCGGCGGCGGCGGCGGCGGCGGCGGCGGCGGCGGCGGCGGCGGCACCAGGAACUUCACAACACUGGAGUCGGCGAAAUCCACAUCGGCUGGUGGCGCCGCCCCUGCGGCAGCAGCGGCGGCGACUGCAGUGGAGUUGCCGCCGGCCGCGGCUGUUUACCGGCUCAGCUCUCCGGAGGUCAUGUCGCCGUUUCGGGGCGGCGGUGUAACUGCGGCUACUGCCAUUGCUGCUGCUCCGACUGCUGCUAAGGCCCACGCUGGCGGCCGCUGAGGUGCAUAGCAGCACCGUGACCGGCAGCGUGUUGGAGGCAGCCGCAAUCUCGGCCGGCUUGCGGGCUGGGGGCGCUUUGUUCUGGUUGCAUAGCAGCAGUGGGGUAAUGUGUCGCAGCACUGGAGGCCUGACUGAGGCUUGCAUUUGUGGUACUGAAGAGACGCAGUCACGACCACUGUCCUGCGGUACUAUAAUGGCUUGCUACUUCAAAAAACACAUACGUGGACACAUCUCGUUGCACUCUUACUACCCCUGGCCAGACCCCAUGCCCCAAAAUCCCCCGGGACCCCCCUUGAGGGGACGACCGACCCCCUCCACGGACAAAACCUUGUUAUUUAGGGGUUAAAACCCGUCCAAUUUAUACAGAAGUGGUGCCAAUCGACUCCUCUUGACGAGCACUAUCACGCUGUGCCAUCAGUGGUCCUGUUCUGAGACUCCUGUCACAGGCGGGAUCCUAUCCAUGGAAUGCCCAGUCGACGAGUAACACAUGAUAGUUUAUGACCCCGCUGCCGGGGGCGGUGCAGUGAAGUGCAGCAAGACGGGAGCACGGCUGAAGCCCUUCGCAUGAAACUUGGUGACUGUGACGGCGUGUUGUGUUGUUUCGUUAUGUGGGUUGAACACGUAGCAUGCUAUCUUGGACAGAAUUUUGGCGUUUGGCGGUGCUGGGGCGUAAGGGCCCCGGGGCCCAUGCAGACCUGGGUGUCGUAACGUUGAUGUUCGUGCGUGUUGGACUGUUGGUGACGGUGAAGGGGACUUCCAAUGUGGUGUACCGUCAGUCGAUACGUAAGAUACAGUUGUGCCUCCGACCAAUCCUUCUCACCUGUUCACGCCUGACGCUAGCUUACCGUAUUGCACGAGUGAGGCGGGCGAGGUACUUUGAAGGUACUGCUGAUUGCCGUGUGCGCGAUGCUGCAAGCUUAAUGUUGCUGAUGGGCUUGGAUGUAACACCACCUAGCU
Messenger RNA from Chlamydomonas reinhardtii, 5127 nucleotides. RefSeq lists its product as uncharacterized. The coding region runs from base 352 to 4170 and encodes 1272 amino acids. The transcript is spliced from 3 exons. The record is from RefSeq and is a predicted model, not a curated record. NCBI's taxonomy places the organism in Eukaryota, Viridiplantae, Chlorophyta, Chlorophyceae, Chlamydomonadales, Chlamydomonadaceae.